Molecule: messenger RNA, 5245 nt
Organism: Sciurus carolinensis (gray squirrel)
Lineage: Eukaryota; Metazoa; Chordata; Mammalia; Rodentia; Sciuridae
Gene: Eya3
Product: EYA transcriptional coactivator and phosphatase 3
Exons: 18
Coding region: 215-1936 (573 amino acids)
Biological process (GO): cell differentiation; positive regulation of DNA repair; negative regulation of extrinsic apoptotic signaling pathway in absence of ligand
Cellular component (GO): nucleus
Molecular function (GO): protein tyrosine phosphatase activity
Source: RefSeq, a predicted model, not a curated record
UGCGAGGUGACCCUGGUCGCUUACUUCCGGUUCCUAGGGAUGCGCAUCCGGGUUACGCUAACGCCGCGGUUUCCUCCACUCUGCUGGUUCUACCGUGGGUCUGGACCGGUCCCCAUGUCUUGCUGUGGGACUUCUGCAGCCUUUGGAUUGUGAAGACUGUGGAGAGAGACUUGUAACCCAGUCACAUAAGUAUAAUAAAGAAAUAUUAGCCCUCAUGGAAGAAGAGCAAGAUUUACCAGAGCAACCAGUGAAAAAAGCCAAGAUGCAGGAACCAGGAGAGCAAACUUUAAGUCAAGUAAGCAGCCCGGAUGUCAGUGACCAGAAACCUGAAACAUCGAGCCUUGCUUCAAACCUUACCAUGUCAGAGGAAAUUAUGACAUGCACCGAUUACAUCCCUCGCUCAUCCAAUGAUUAUACCUCACAAAUGUAUUCUGCAAAACCUUAUGCACAUAUCCUGUCAGUUCCUGUUUCGGAAACUGCUUACCCUGGGCAGACUCAGUACCAGACACUACAGCAGUCUCAACCCUAUGCUGUCUACCCUCAGGCAACACAAACUUAUGGACUACCUCCUUUUGGUGCAUUGUGGCCAGGUAUGAAACCUGAAAGUGGUUUAAUUCAGACUCCAUCUCCAAGUCAACACAGUGUUCUUACCUGCACUACAGGGUUAACCACAAGCCAGCCAAGCCCAGCACAUUAUUCUUAUCCCAUUCAAGCUUCAAGCACAAAUGCCAGCCUGAUAUCCACUUCAUCCACAAUUGCCAAUAUCCCAGCAGCAGCAGUUGCCAGCAUCUCAAACCAGGACUAUCCCACCUAUACCAUUCUUGGUCAGAAUCAGUACCAGACUUGCUACCCUAGCUCCAGCUUUGGAGUCACAGGCCAGACUAACAGUGAUGCUGAGAGUACCACAUUAGCAACUACCACAUACCAGACAGAGAAACCCAGUGUCAUGGUACCUGCGCCAGCAGCCCAGAGACUUUCCUCUGGAGACACUUCUACAAGCCCACCUUUGUCCCAGACUACACCAAGUAAAGAUGCUGAUGAUCAGUCCAGGAAAAACAUGACUGGCAAAAACCGGGGCAAGAGGAAAGCUGAUACCAGUUCUUCCCAAGACAGUGAAUUGGAACGGGUAUUUCUGUGGGACUUGGAUGAAACCAUCAUCAUCUUCCACUCCCUUCUUACUGGAUCCUAUGCCCAGAAGUAUGGAAAGGACCCAACAGUAGUGAUUGGCUCAGGUUUAACAAUGGAAGAAAUGAUUUUUGAAGUGGCUGAUACACAUCUAUUUUUCAAUGACUUAGAAGAGUGUGACCAGGUGCAUGUGGAAGAUGUGGCUUCUGAUGACAAUGGCCAAGACUUGAGCAACUAUAGUUUCUCAACAGAUGGCUUCAGUGGCUCAGGAGGCAGUGGUAGCCAUGGUUCCUCUGUGGGUGUCCAGGGAGGUGUGGAUUGGAUGAGAAAACUGGCUUUCCGCUACCGAAAAGUGAGAGAAAUUUAUGAUAAGCAUAAAAGCAACGUGGGUGGCCUCCUCAGUCCCCAGAGAAAGGAAGCACUACAGAGAUUAAGAGCAGAAAUUGAAGUUUUAACUGAUUCCUGGUUAGGAACUGCAUUAAAAUCCUUACUUCUCAUCCAAUCCAGAAAGAAUUGUGUGAAUGUUCUGAUCACAACCACCCAGCUGGUUCCAGCCCUGGCCAAGGUUCUCCUAUAUGGACUAGGAGAAAUAUUUCCUAUUGAAAACAUCUAUAGUGCUACCAAAAUUGGUAAGGAGAGUUGCUUUGAGAGAAUUGUGUCAAGAUUUGGAAAGAAAGUCACAUAUGUAGUGAUUGGAGAUGGACGAGAUGAAGAGAUUGCAGCCAAACAGCACAACAUGCCGUUCUGGAGGAUCACAAACCAUGGAGACCUAGUGUCCCUUCACCAGGCUUUGGAGCUUGAUUUUCUCUAAGAACUGAAAUGAGGAGUCUUCCUCAUGGGCUCCUUUUCAUUCCUGAAGGGAGCCAGAGACCAGAACCAACUGGGAACUUCCUUCCCAUCCUCCUCUCUCUCCCUCUCUUUUUCUCUCUCCAUGGAAUGCUGGCGAGAACACAAUCAGAACCAACCAUUUUCGCUCCGAGUGAGCUGCAGCCCCGUGUUCAUCCUUGCAGACAGUCGGAUGAGAGCACAGUGGACCCGCUGCAGCUACAGUUACUUUUAUUUCUUCUGUUUUGUUUCAAAGAAAGAAAAAAAAGAAAAGGAAAUUCUUGGGGCAGAGUUGUACUCUUAUUCCAUGACCAGACUGAGAGCUUCUCUUGUGAUAGCAUAAAUGCAGCAGUUUUAUAAGAACAUCUCUUGCAGUCUUUAGGAUCUUCUUAGCUGUAGAACUUCUUUCCAGUGAAUCUGUACGUUAUUUUUAUAGGUAAGGGUCUGGUCUCUGAAGCAGGAUUCCGCCCCCCCCCCUUUUCUUUUUCUAGCAAGAAAGGGACAUGUAAUGUUUUCAUGAAUAUAGUAAUUGAAAUAUCUAAAAUACCUCUCUGUGUCGGCACCACCUCCUCAGCUGCUCCAGUGUUCUGCUCUCUAGGAUGGUUCCUUUCCAUCUGUGGAGCCUGGCCUUUGGCAUUUCCCAUCAUGCAAGCCUCAGCCCCCUUGCCAGUCCCUCUUCUUUUUAACCAUAUGGCACAACCCUGGAAUCUCCUUCCCUUAGAAGUAAAUCCUAAGCCUUCAACUUAAUUCAGAGGCUACAUCCCAAGAGGUUUAGCCUCCAAACUGGAGGGAAGGGACUUGGGCUUAUUGGAAUUUCACCUUCCUUGGCUCUUGAGACAGGAAGAUUCCACCUCUUCCUUCUGCAGAGAAGCACCCUUUCCCACCAGAUGCACAACCUGCAGCCUCUUCUGUAUUAGUCAUCAGAUGCUGGGCUCUGACCCCUUCCUGCCCUCUGCGCUUCACAUCCACUUCAGUGCGUCAGCCAGUCCCUGCCCAUUGGACUCAAUUCAAAUCAAGACAAAGAACAGGCUUAUAACUACUUCUUCAAGGAAACCCUUCAGCCACAUGCAGGGUAUCCCAGGCAUGUGUGUACCCAGAUCUCUGCCUGGAGCUGGAGAUCAGAUGACUGUAAUCCAACUCAGUUUCCCAUGGAAUACCCUGUUUCUCAAAUCCCAUUCUAAAACGGGAAGCCAGGAGAUCAGAAAGACUUUCCUGAUUUAAAUGAGGGUGCUGUCUCCCUUACUUCAGGCCCUAGUCCCAGCCUUCUAGCCCAGCCAUGUUUAUUGGAUGCCCCAUCUCUCCAGGACCAAGCUGGGCACCUGCUCAGAUGUGAGAAACUUCUGUUAGAACUGAAAGAGGUGGUUGAAUAAGCACCUCAAAGAAGCAGCUUGGUCCUCGGGAGGAGAUCUGUGACCAACCCCAGCUGUAACUGCUUAUCCGCAGAGAUGCUGUGCACCCAUUUUAAGAGAUAUUGUAGCACAAGGAGUGCCAAGUCACCCAGAGAGCAACAGCAAGGCUGGCACACAUUCCUUCAGAACUGAUGGACAGUGCCUCAUGCCUCAGAGUUUAGGAAGGAAGUUUAGGGAAAGGAGCUGAAGUUGGUGCUCAUCACUUGGCCACUUCUUGGCCUUGUUUCCAGGUGGGUGUGGGAAGAGGGAGAUGGAGUCUGAGGCAGACCCUUCUGGGUCUGUGUUCAGCACAACUGGCCAGAUACUGCUCUGCCUUGCUUGAUGGCCCAUCUUAGAAAACUCUAGGGUGGAUUUUACUUUCAUGCCACAUUGCCAGUUUAGGUAUUGGUUUUUUGCCCUGGACAAAGACCACCUGCUGUGCUGUGCUUAAGGUUUAUGAAGUUGCACAGUGGCACCCUCUCACACAUACAGGUAACACAAAUGUUCCUUUUCCCCACCUAUGGCAGGCUCUUUAUUCUUAGAAUAUGACUUGGACUCCCCUUUUUAAUGGCCUUUUUCCUCUUGAUCUGACUGCCCAUGCUUAGCUCUUUCCAAAAGGACCUUGAACUUGGCCAAGAGAUGAGAACAGCCUCUAUACCUUUCUGGUGGCUCCUACCCUCAUUCAGGGGGCAGACAGAAAGCAAGAACUUCUUAGCUAUCUCCACCAAGAGAAAUCAUCCAGGGAACACUACCCUUCUUACUGUCUUCUCCUCCUUGGCACAAAGACCUGGAAAGGAAAAUAAGUGUGUAAUAUCAAGAGAGUUGGAAGCUGAGGCCAAAGGAUGCUGGUGGGUCCUUUGAUCAAGGGGAAGCCCUCUUCACUGGAAAGAGUGCGUGUGAGAUUAACCGGUUGAGAAGUCCUCCCACAACCAGGCAUUAUGGCUCUGUAAGAUGGUCUGGACGUCUCAUGGAGAGGACUGUCUAUUAGUGACUCUGGAGGUGUUGGUGUGCCCUGGGAUAAGAGGUGGCUUGACUUUCGAAUGUAAAACUGACCGUGCCUUAGCAUCACCCUGUCCAUUGCCCCUGGGGCAGCUGGUGGUGUCCAGGAGAAUGGACGCCUACUGCAGAUUUUAGAUGCCUAUUUGGGCUUUUGUUUGAUUUGGGGGUGUUCCUGUCUUCUGCUCCACAAGUUGGGGGACAGAGCUAGUGUCCCAAGAGACUUGCCACAGCUUGUUCGCAGUUUAUACAAACUCCACAGCUCCAUGUAGGAUCUGAUUAGCAGACUCCAACUGCAGCACAUGGAGCUUCUAGAUGCUCACUGCCUUGAAUGGGUGUCAGUGCCACUGACUGACAGAGGAGCACAGGGCCCAGCACGGCCCCCUCUUCUGGGAGAGCCAUGCCUAGGCCAGUGAGCGGUGAGCGUGGGGCCUACCUCUCCUCACUCCUCUGCAGGCAGCAAUUAGGGCCCCUCCUUUAGCAAGCUUCUAUUUCUUACCACUAAAUUGGUUUCCUUUUUCAUCUGGAAGUUAGAACUCCCCAGGUAUAUACUAUAGAAGCCAGAAUUCUGAGAUUCUAGAACAUCUUAAUCACAAGAGGGAAAAUUGAGUUGUAUCCCAGCCCUGAAAACGGGUGUCUGUCCCUUCCUCUGUUGAGUCAGCUCUAGCAAGCAAGGCUCCUUGGCUGCUUCGUAGUGCACUGACAGGAGCCAUCCCAUUAAGGACGACCUCUACUCCACACAUGACUUUCUGGACUUCAGAUGCCUCUUUUAGCUGGAAAGACAUGGAUUGGAUUGGAUAUAUUUAUGUGACUGCGGGCAUUCGUGGCUGUAGAAUCCUUGACCAUAAUGUUAUAUGUAAUGGGAACUAUCUUAUAAACUUGAAAAAAAUAAAGUUUUUAUUUUCUAUACA